Molecule: messenger RNA, 2295 nt
Organism: Mastomys coucha (southern multimammate mouse)
Lineage: Eukaryota; Metazoa; Chordata; Mammalia; Rodentia; Muridae
Gene: Slc16a14
Product: solute carrier family 16 member 14
Exons: 5
Coding region: 441-1979 (512 amino acids)
Biological process (GO): transmembrane transport; monocarboxylic acid transport
Molecular function (GO): monocarboxylic acid transmembrane transporter activity
Source: RefSeq, a predicted model, not a curated record
ACCGGCCACAAGAGUGUGCCUGUGAGGAGCCCGCAGAUUUUUUUUCCCCCUGCCAAACCAGAAUUAGCCGGUAUAGGAAUAUACCAACGCGGAGAUCUGAAAUUGCACGGAUUGGAAGAAAGCUCUGGGUAGGCUCGGAUCCUUCCAAACGCACCCUUUUUAAAGGCUCCGGGAAGGAAGCGUCGAGCCUUAGACUCCAGAAGGUUCACCUGGCCAGACAGUGAACAGAGGGCGAGUCCGGGAGCCCCCGCACGGAGCGCACGGAGCGAGGCGAAGAGCCGAGCUCCCGGCGCGGCAUCUUCAGGAUGCAGGUCGACAUUACCACCAAUCCCCAUGCCCAGCGACCCUGGGUUCUCCGAACGGACCUGCGAGUUCACAGGUCGAGACUGGGAGCCGAGUGAUACCGUAGCCUCUCGGGCUGCGUGCAAAAACCUUAGAAAAUGUAUGCGAGUCAUGAAGAUAUCGGGUAUGACCUUGAAGAUGAUAGAAAGGCUAAGAAUAAGAAGACGCUGAAGCCCCACCCGGAUAUCGAUGGCGGGUGGGCCUGGAUGAUGGUCCUCUCUUCCUUUUUUGUUCACAUCCUCAUCAUGGGCUCCCAGAUGGCCCUAGGGGUCCUCAACGUGGAGUGGCUUGAGGAGUUCCACCAGAGCCGUGGUCUAACCGCCUGGGUCAGCUCCCUGAGCAUGGGCAUCACCUUGAUCGUGGGACCUUUCAUCGGCUUGUUCAUUAACACCUGCGGGUGCCGCCAGACUGCAGUCAUUGGAGGGCUGGUGAACUCCCUCGGCUGGGUGUUGAGCGCCUAUGCAGCCAACGUGCAGUCUCUCUUUAUUACCUUUGGAGUGGCAGCGGGCCUCGGCAGUGGGAUGGCCUACCUGCCUGCAGUGGUCAUGGUGGGAAGGUACUUCCAGAAGAGAAGAGCCCUGGCCCAGGGCCUCAGUACCACGGGGACAGGGUUUGGGACGUUCCUGAUGACCGUGUUGCUGAAAUACCUGUGCGCGGAGUAUGGCUGGCGGAACGCCAUGUUCAUCCAAGGUGCUCUGUCCCUGAACCUGUGUGUCUGUGGGGCGCUCAUGAGGCCCCUCCCUCCUGAGAAGGUAGAACACUGCGCAGGAGCAGAAGAGCCGUGUGCUCUCCCAGCUUAUUCCACUGAAUCUGCAAAGUCCGGAGGAUCCCUGGGCAUGACUGAAGAACAGGACAGGAGGCCCGAGAAUGAGGAGACGGUCUGUGACCUUCAAACACAGGAGUGUCAGGGUCAAACCCAUCCCAGGAAGAAUGUGUGUGCCUUCCGGGUUCUGAAGACAGUGAGCCAGCUCACUAUGCGAGUCCAGAGGGGCUUUAGGGACUGGCACUCGGGCUAUUUUGGGACAGCUUCACUCUUCACCAACCGCAUGUUUGUAGCCUUUGUUUUCUGGGCUCUUUUCGCAUACAGCAGCUUCGUCAUCCCUUUCAUCCACCUGCCCGAAAUCGUCAGUUUGUAUAACUUGUCUGAGCAAAACGACGCGUUCCCUCUGACCUCGAUUAUAGCAAUACUUCACAUCUUCGGGAAGGUGAUCCUGGGGGCCGUGGCCGACCUCCCCUGUAUCAGCGUCUGGAACGUCUUCCUCAUCGCUAACUUCACCCUCGUCCUCAGCAUCUUCCUUCUGCCUCUGAUGCACACCUACUCGAGUCUGGCUGUCAUUUGCGCCCUCAUUGGGUUUUCUAGCGGGUAUUUCUCCCUCAUGCCCGUGGUGACAGAGGAUCUGGUUGGCACUGAGCAUUUGGCCAAUGCCUACGGCAUCAUCAUCUGUGCCAAUGGCAUCUCAGCCUUACUAGGACCACCAUUCGCAGGAUGGAUCUUCGACAUCACCCAAAAAUAUGACUUUUCCUUUUAUAUAUGUGGUUUGCUUUACACAGUAGGGAUACUCUUUUUGCUCAUUCAGCCGUGUAUUCAGAUGAUAGAACAAUCCAGAAGGAAGUGCAUAGAUGGUGCACAUGUUUAGUGUCCUGUGGGUUCCCUCCUCGUGCCUACCUCACCUGGCUCCUAGAGGAACGCUCUGUGUGAUGACGGGUAGUGUCACUUGUGAAUGGCAUUGUCAUUGCUUCAUCUGUAAGCAGAGUGGCCUCUCUGCAGAGGUGGCAGAAGUGACUAGAACUGCGUAUGUCUUAGAGGUGACAGUGUUUAUAGUUUAUUAAAUAGUUGGUACAGAUGCCCUUAUGAAAACUUUCAAGCCAGGCAUGGUGGCAAAUGCCUGUAAUCCCAGUUUUAGGUGGAGACAAGAGGGUUAGAGGUUCAAGGUUAGCCUGGGCUAUAUGAGA